AUGCAGGCCACCUCGGCCGUGGAAGCGCCAUCUCAGACUUCAUUUCUGCUGACCGACCAGCCCGCCGCAGGCCGACACCCUUCCCCGUCCGCAAAGCUGAGCAUGAGGCUUCCGCCAUCUGGGCUCAACAUGCCCACCCCAAAUGGCCUCCUCGACGCGGGCGGCUCAUCGACCAUGCCAUCGACGGCAGUCCCAGCCGCAUCACAGUCGCCCCACGCAAAGAUCGGCGCCACAACACGCGCUUCGCCGAGCAAUAGCCACGGCCCUGGUAACCCGCGUGAGGGCGUCGCAAAGCCCGCGAGGCUCGCUGCCCCAGGUGGCAUGAGCCUGCCUCCGGAAGCCUUCACCCCGUCCGGAGGUCCGAAUCCCUGGGCGGCCUUGGCUCCACCCACUGCCGGCGCCGGGUCCAGCGCCGUGCCCGACUACUUUUCCAGCGUGCACAUCCCGGACGCCGGCGGCUCCAGCGGAUCCGGUGGGAUGCGGAUAGCCAGCCCCUUCGCGCUGCCGUCCAGCGGCGCCAAGACACCCUUCGAGCCCGCCGGCUCGGAGCCACACCCUUGGGCGGGCUUGUUUGGCGACUCUGGCAUGAAGACAGCGCUGCCGGACCACGGGCUUAAUCGAACGUCAUCGACUUCGGCAUUCGCGAUACCGCCAACGCCGGCUGCCAACGCCGAUUCCGUCCCGCAGAGGCAAACGCCGGGGACGGGACUGCGGCUGCCAAGCUCCACUUUGCCCGCUGUCAACUCGCUCAAGCUUCCGGGUCCGUUUCAGUCCGGCGGCGCUUCUGCCACCUCGUCGGCCGCCUCGGGCACGUCGAGGGCUGCCUCUAGUAGAACCGGUAGUGGCGGUGGCGAAGAUUUCAGCCGCUUCAAGGCGCUCGACGUCGAAGGGCUGGCAAAGGCCCUGUCGCCCCCUUCCUGGGCCACCGAGACCAAGGGCGGCACGAUUGCCGACGACGUACUCGUCCUCGAUAUUCGGCCCUCGACCUCUUUCCAGACGGCCAGGAUCCAUGCCAGCAUCAACAUCUGCGCGCCGAGCACGUUGCUCAAGCGCCCCGGCAUCACCGUGGAGCGCAUCGAGCAGGACAUGCUCGCUGGCGCACGGGAGCGGAGGCGGUUCAUGCGGUGGCGAAAGGGGCCGCUGCGCUCAGAAAAGGGCGGGGCUCAGGACGCGCCCAAAAAGGCGGCCACCAUCCACACCACUGACGAGUCCGGCAUCAACAAGAUCAUCGUGCUCGAUACAGACACGGCCAACGUCGGCGAUGCGGGCAACGCCACGGCCGGCGGCGGUGGCCCGUGCCUGAUCGGCAUGCUCAAGAAGUUCGAGAUUGCCGGGUUCGCGGGCGAGCUCUGCUGGCUGCGCGGGGGUUUCAAUCGCCUCGUCUCGACGGCGCUGGGCAAAUCGCUCAUAGAGUCUGGGCCUGCCGCGCACGGCAAUGCGCACGACAUCGGCGAAGAUAGCGAAGACGCACCCACUUCCGUUUUCCAGGACCGCUCGGCCAUUUCUUCGCCCAUGCAGCUUCAGCCUCCGUCAUCGCAGCCCUCCCGGCCGUCAUCUAUGGACUCGGCACGCAAGGGAUCGCUCGUGAGGCCCAGGGGCCUGCCGAUGGAGGCCUUCCAGGCGCAGAGCACCGUCGCGGGCUGGCCGGGGAUGUCGCAGUCGGAGCGACCCGGCCGGUCAGGCAAUCCCAUUGAGGCUGUUGGUCCCCAAGCCGGCGAGCGCGCGCCUGGAGAAGCACAGAGAAACGCCUGCGCGAACCCGUUCUUCGACAACAUCCGGCAGAACCGCGAGCUGGCUCAUGGCAUCACGGAGAAGAUUCCCAUGGACCUGCCGAAGCUAUCGCCCUCUCAGGUUGAGGCGCUGCCGCGUUUCCUGCGCGAGCUGGUGCAACGGCCGUCCGAGGAGAGGGCCACCACGCUGGCGCAAGGCUUCUUUGAGGUCGAAAAGGCCGAGCAGCAGCGCCUCAUGGCGACAAUGCAGCAGCACGCCGCGGAGUCGGGUCAGGACCCAAGGGCCCUGCGGGAAAAGACCCUGACAGCGGCGGCCGGUGGCAGCGAUGACGGCACGUCCCAGAUUCGCCCGCUGUCGCCCUCCUCGGCCGUCGACGAGCUGGCGCAGUCGUCCCAGCAGCACCACAGGUUCCCCUUCAGCAUCUCCGCUGCUCUGGAGCGCGGCGCCGACAACCGCUACAACAACAUCUGGACCUACGAGCACAGCCGCGUCAGGCUGUCAAAGCCCCAGGUGCGCGACGACCCGGGCUCCGACUACCUCAACGCGUCCUUUGUUGCGCCUGCCAAGCGGUUUGGCAGUCGGCGCAAGUAUAUUGCCACGCAGGCCCCGCUGCCUUCGACGUUCGAGGCCUUCUGGACGACGAUCUGGGAGCAGAACAGCCGGGUCAUUGUGAUGCUCACCCGCGAGCACGAGAGCGGCCGGCUGCAGAGCCACCCGUACUGGAACGACUCCGGCUACGGCGAAUCGAUCCGCAUCGACAAGAUCGAGGAGGUCGUGCUCGACGAGCACGGCAAGGCGAUGGGCAAGGAUGAGUCUCGCGGCGUGCUGCAGCCGGCUUCGAGCGGCGGCGGCCUCUUCUCGAAUAUGGCGAUGUCCUCGUCGAGCGAACCGAAGCCAUCGACGUCGCCUUCGGCCGGUACUCCCACUACGAUUCGGCGCACGUUUCGGCUCCGCAACCUGGCCGAGCCAUCUGCGCCGCCGCGCCGCAUCACGCAGCUGCAGUACAUUGCGUGGCCCGACUACCACAUCCCCGACAGCCCCGACUCGAUGCUGGACCUGAUGGACGCUGCCGACGCUCUUCAGGACGAGGCGGACCGAGAGAUGCGGCAGACGGCCAUCAGCUCCGGUCAGUCGGCCUCGCUCGAGCAGGCGCACGCCGGGCCGAUGGUGGUCCACUGCUCGGCGGGCGUGGGACGCACGGGCGCGUUCAUCGUCAUUGAUUCGGCGCUCGACGUCCUGCGGCGGCAUCGCAGGCGACAGGGCGCGAGUCUCAGCGAUGCCGAAAGCGAACGCACUUGGCAGAAUCUUACGGCUGCUGAGGAUGUUGGCAAGCAGGGCGAGGAAGGAGCGCGGAUGCCGGACAUCGACAUGCCACUUGCCACGCCAUCGCGGAGAAGAUCGCCACGCCGGAGUCUCAAGCGCGAGCUUUCGCCCACGGGCAUGGAUCUCGACGGCAACCUGGACGAGUACCACCGCGAUGUAUCGUCACCGCCACCGACUCUGCGGACCCGAUCGAGCGACGGCGGCAGUGCGACUCAUGAGGGCGGCCUCGACGUGGGAUCGUGGUCGUCGUCGAGCAGCUCGGCAGCGGGCACGCCCUCGAGGGCGUUCGGUUCGUUGCAGAUCGCCUCGGCCGCCUCGCCUGGCGUGGUGAAUCCGUUUGCGGCCAAGUUUGCUGCUUCGCCCUUCAACCUCGACGGCGCCAACUCAUCGGCGGCGGACGUCUCGACGUCUUCCGUCGACACAGUCGGGCGCGAUCGCGGACCGUCGCGCUUUCUCUUUGGCGCCUCGUCGUCGAGCGUCAACUCGGCAUCUUCGUCCUCGGGCGUCGCCGGUCAGCCGCCGCAGCCGCAGCCGCAGCCGCAGCAGCAGGCGACGACCUCGUCGGCAAAUGACUAUCGCGGUGCGACGGGCUCUUCGCCCUUUUCCGAAGCCUCGGCGCCCGUGUUCCCGACCGGCCUCUCGUCUGCCCGAUCGUCGUUUUCCUCGACGAGCGCCAACGACAAGCCGAGGAUCGAGCUGGAGCGUUCGGCGUCGUCGUUCAGCCAGGCCUCGACGUGCGAGUCGUCGGUGGCCGAGUCCCAGGCCGGCGAGGCCAUGAACCCGUUCGAGAAGGCCAUGGCACCCAGCGUCACCAGCACCGCCAUCCCGGGCCACGAACUGGCGUCGGCAUCGGCCGAAGCGCGGGCAAAGGACAGGUCGGGAAGCGGGAGCAACGAGCCCACCCCUUUCCCCACGUACCUCCCCAACGGUGCCGCCCCCGUCUCGGCCGACGAUGAAACGGCCAGGCGGACGGCCGAGGCGCUCGAGGGCGGCGAGGACGUCAUCCGCAAGACGGUGGACACGGCGCGCGAGCAGCGCAUGAGCCUGAUUCAGACGGGUCGGCAGUACGUCUUUGUCUACUCGGCCGUGCUGGCCGCGCUGCUGCGCGACAUUGAGAGGGAAAAGAGCCGCCGCGCCCAGCGAGGGUGA
Messenger RNA from Pseudozyma flocculosa PF-1, 4203 nucleotides. RefSeq lists its product as uncharacterized. The coding region runs from base 1 to 4203 and encodes 1400 amino acids. The record is from RefSeq and is a predicted model, not a curated record. Gene Ontology annotation, molecular function: protein tyrosine phosphatase activity. Gene Ontology annotation, biological process: protein dephosphorylation. The transcript has 2 exons. NCBI's taxonomy places the organism in Eukaryota, Fungi, Basidiomycota, Ustilaginomycetes, Ustilaginales, Ustilaginaceae.